UAUAUAUUACACACACCACACAUACAUAUUCUUCGACCGAUCGAGAAAAAGACUGUAGACGACGAUAAAAAGAGUACUUAUGCGAAGAAGGGCAGCCUUCGAAGAAGAGCCGCAUAUCUGCUAGUUGCAUAUUUAAAUGUUCGUCCGAUGAUGUUUAAUAUUCGAAUAUUAAAAGUAAUCUUGAUAGUCUAGGCUCCAGCCGAGAGCGGUUAUCGUUGUUCUGCAUGAGACGCAAAAUUGUACGCACCAAGAGAUUACGCUGCACCGAGUCUAUCUUCUUAUGGCUCCGUUUCGAGACAUUUUAUUAUUUUUUAUUGUUUCUUCGUUUCAUAAUCGGAAAAAAGAAAAAAAAAAAAAAAAAAAAAAAAGAGAAAAAACUAUAAAAAUAAAUGUAGUCGGCUCGUGAUCGUACUAGGCACGUGCGGUUUUUCGUUUUCGACAAGUUUGAAGUCGAUCGAAUGCGUGAUAUUUUAAACGGCAAUGUUUUCGCGAUGAAACUGUGAUAUGUAUUCGAAAUGGACAACGUCCGAAGAAUGAUAAAGAUAAAGAUGGCGGGUACGAUCGCGAGCUGUCAAAGCACCGACUACUCUACCGUUCCCUAUCCGGCAAAACGCACGUAGUUACUUAAAAUAAACAAAGAAUUUAGAUGUUGAAAUUAGAAAGCAGUAAAUCCUGCACUAUCGUUGUCUAUUAUACGUAUGGUCGAAUUGCAUUUAAUAUUAUCGAGGAUUAUAGGAGCGAAGGAGAACGUAUACUUUCACGAAUAUCGAGAUACGAUGUAUCAUGACGUAAGCGUUGCAUAUCCAUAAAAUUAGUAAACUAAGUGAAAUGAGAUGGAGCGCUACAGAAGAGACAGAGAUAGAGAGAGACAGAUAGAAAACGAUCGUCAACCUUGACGAGACUUGUACGUCAAGAAGCUAAGUCAAGAGAGAGAGACUCCUUGGUCCCUCGUACUAGAAAAAAGACAAAAAAAAAAACAAAAAAAGAAAACAAAAAAAUAUUGCGGUAGUAUUUCAUCUCGGGGCUUUCUGUCUUUCAUUAGCGGUGGCUACGCUUUCGUUUUAUUUUUCGUAACGGAUCGGAAGCAGAGCAAGUCGAAAGAAUGGAGAGAAGGAUGAACGAGCGCGAAUCGGAUAGAGAAGCGAAGCUUGCAUUUUCUUUUCUUUGUGAAAUCGAUAUUACGAGAUACGCGCUCGAUCGUUACUUGGACGAGCUGUAUGCAUUGUACAUAAAAUAGUUAUUUAAAUGUAAUUCGAUAAGAAGAGAGAGAGAGAGAGAGAGAGAGAGAGAUAGAGAUAGAGAUAGAAAUAGAGGUAGAGAGAGAAAGAGAGAACGAAAGGGAGAGAGUGCGAUUUAAUGAACCGAUACGGCUGAGAAAAAAACGACGACGAAUGUUUUCCCUUUAAUCGCAUUACUCGUCAAGUUUCAUAGAAUAUUGUCUUCGCUUAGGAAAUUUAUUUAUUGGAAAGAUCCGUUCUUGGUACAUGACACGUGUGUACUAUAUAGGAUAUUUUUGUGUAUUACAUUUUUUAGAAGUUUCGGAGGAUGUUGGAUAUUAGAAGACCGUCCUGCCAAUUUACCCUUCUUACCACACUGCUAUACGCUUUAUACACGCGUAGCUACGUAGUAAAUUUAAGGGGUGCCAAGUCCACCGUUAACAGCUUUCUUUAAGCACCAUUCGCGUAGCAUAGUGUCUCUGUUUGGAGGUCGAUUUCGUGAUAUUGGUGGUCUAUUCGCUUAUAUCUCAAGAUCACUUAUUAUCGAUUAAACUAUGUGCUAAAUAAUCGAUUAUAACAAUGGUUUUGUACGAUCUUUAAGCGUGCGACGAUGUCAGCGCUUCCUUUUUCCUAACCGAAUCUAGGAUUCGUGAAAAAAAGCUCAACCCCCAAAUAGUCUGGACUGGGUUUCGCUUUUCGGGCAAUUGGGAUCAUUGAUCGUAAGCUAUCUUUUCGCGAAUUGUCCUACGAUUACGUCGAACAUAAAUAUAAAGACGUAGGUGAUCGUCCCAUUUGCCCGUCGUGCAACACAUAUUUUUCACGAAGAAUGUAUAUUACAAUAGUCGCUUUUUAUUCUCGGUUAUUUUAUCGUUCGUGUCGGAAAAAUAAGCAGUUUCGUUUAUGAAAUUGUGAUAUUUUUCGUUACCUCUAGAGAUUAGGUUUAAGUUAGGGAUAAUAUUUUAUCGAAAAGCAUCCAAAAGCGAAGCGAUAUCGUUGUAUGAGCGAUUAGAUCUUUUUUUUAUUGUUCAAAGUUCAAACGAACAAAAUGCAAAGAUAAAAAUAUCAAGGAACAUUCGUCGUCGUGACUUUUCAGAGGUCAGUAUGGAUGGUUUUCACGAAGCCACCUUCCGUCCGUCCCGAAAAUCAAAAGAAAUUAAAAGGAAAAAAGAGAUCGAAAAGAACAAUGAGACGGGGAGAGAGAGAGAAUACAAUAGAAGGUUUAUAAAGAAAGCACAAGCGUGAUUGUUAUGUAUUGCGGCCGUACUUAUAAAUAUUUGGUUAGUCAUGUACUUAAGCAUCGAAUGAUAAACACAACACAACGUACACGGUAAACACGAAACAAAAACACACACGUAUACGUACACGAACAGAGCACAAAGAGACAUAUCCAAUCACGAUCGUUGCUUGUUAUUCGCGAGUAAUCGGUGCGAUCAUUUCGUCGGCGUCCUUCUCAGUUUCCAGACGAGCUUAUAUUUUAAGCUUCUCUCGGGAAAUACGAGCGUGCGUGUAGAAAGGAAAGAAUAAAAAAGAAGAGUAAGCGAGCGAGAAGAAAGUUCGAGAGGGAGAGAGAGAGAGAGAGAGAGAGAGGUAAAACGUGUAUAUAACGCAGCCACGGCGAUUCGUUACUGACAUUUCGUCUUAGGUACUUAUUAUUACUGUUUUUAUUUCAUUUUCCUUUACCUUUUUUCUAUACUACUUGUUUCAAUCCCUCGCUCCGCGCGUACGUUAGGCGAGCGCGUAUUCCAAGCUGAUUGGAAAUCGAAAGCCGGACGGUGAGUCCGCUCGAUCGAACGCAAGCUUCGUUUCCCUGGAAAAUUCUAGCGCGAUGUCUAAUGCGCGUUAGAUGGGAAUGGUACGAAAUAGAAGAGAUAAAUAUAAAAGGAGGGGAAGGGAGAGAGAGAGAGAAAAGGAGGCUCGUUCCACUUUUUCGCAUUUCACCUUUUUCUUUGUUCAAAUUCUUUCUUCUCUCUUCUCACGUAUUAUUUUCAUGAAAUAAUACACCAGGAAGCGAGAGCGUUGCGCGUUUAGACGUCCCGACUCUUGGAAAAUUGAAAAAAUACAGUGCAAAAGGGACACCUAAGCGGAAAUCGACGGACAAAGUAAACGUACCGCGUGCCAAAUUCGAAAGUGCGCAACCACGCUGGCUGCCGAUUCGGCGACGAUUAUCGUUGUACACGCUUUCGUGGUUGUAUUGUACAUAAUAUUGCCGAUCGAUUCCUGGAUCAAACGUACAACUUAAUGCGUGUAUAUUUCGUAAAAGAUAUCCUUGUUCAUUUUACAUUGUAUCUGCCCCUGUAAAGAUACGGUUUAUUAUAUAAUGUCUGUUGUGAUUACGAAAACGUCUUUUUUUUUGUACGUAUGUAAGAUACAGCGUUCUCAACGUCUCCUGGAUAAUUAUUUUCUUGCGAUAGCGAAUGAAAAUUGUGCGGAAUAGAACAGACGCAUCAAUGUUCGUGUUUGUUCUUUCGGUUUAUUUUUUUGUUUCUUGUUUGUUUGUUUUUUUUUUCUUUCUUUUAUCCGUUGCAAACUUUCGCCGCUGUAUAACCUAUCGAUUAAAAAAUUUAAUGCACGCUGUUGAUCAGCCUAAAUUACUCUAGUUAAAAAAAAAAAAAAAAAAGAAAAUAAACUGAAAACGUUAUGAUCGAAAAGAGAUCAGGUUGUGUGGUCAAAGUUAAACUUAUUUAGCAAUCGUUUCGACCAAGAUGGCAUUGACUUUCGCGGAAGCUCUCGUCGUAUAUCCACCCUCCGUUCCAUCGCGUUGCAUUGAAAAACGACCUUGCGACGAUCCAGCUUGUCCACCGUGUCCACCGUGUUUACCACGUUCACCUUGUACACCAACUUGCGGACAGUCCAGCGUUCAAUUUCAACUGACGUACACUUGUGACAGGUAAACGAGUAGAUAUCGAUAUAAACAUUUAUUUUUUAUCUUUAUUUUUCUUUUUUUUUCUCUCCUUUCAAUUCGCGCAUCUCUAGGAAAAAUCGUGUACGGUUUUUUUUUUCUGGUUAUACAGAUCGACGUAUGCACCCUGUUAUCGUCCGACUAAACCAACUUGCUAUCUUUGUCCGAAACCAAUUCGAAAGACGUGUUGCUGUCUAAAGUGGUACGACUGUUGCGGAAAUCCAGUUUUCAAAAGUUGUUCCUAAAAGCGGAACAUCGUUUCUCAUCCGAGUUCAUAAAGAAAGAAGCAAAAUCGUUUCGUUGUAAAAAUUCACGCAAAAACGAGUACAACGAGGAGAAAGCAGGUUCUACGGAUACUUAUCUGAAGUACGUGAUUUAAUCUCGAAAUAGUCGAACGCGAAGAAAGAAAACAAAAAAAAAAAAAGAAGAAGAAGAAAGGAAAGCAAAGGACAAGCGGACACGUACGCGACAAGGACGAGGCGUCAGUUUAUCAAAGAACUUUUUUCAAAAUGUAGCCAGUAAUUAAUACUCGUCCGGGUUUCUCAUGGGUUUUUCUUUCUCCGUCGUAAAAGCUUGAUCGUAAAUCUGGGAGGAAGUUUCAGCAAGGAUUUCCUUUAGCUCCUAGUAGUAUUGUAUAAGAAGAAAAAUGUCUUGUCGGACUAGCUGCGGAGAGGCAAGGCGUACGAGCACUUUACCCCCGCCGUGCUGUCAUACAAGACCAGCGCCGUUUUGCUGUCCAAAGGAUGGCUGUCCACCGAUGCAGCAGUGUCCACCUAAGCGAUGCUGUCCACCUCCCACGUGCUUGCCAUUAAUCUGCAGAGAACGGCCCUGUUCACCUCCACCGCCACCGACCAUAUGCGUAGCGGGACCAUGCCCGAUACGACCUUGUCGAGUAAAAUACGAAUGUCCGCCACCUAAAAUAGAAGCACCACCAUCUUGCGUUCGAUUCUGCAUUCGCUGCACGUGCGAGGGAUCAACUUAUGCACCUUGUUACUUCUCCUGCCUGUCGACGUGUCCGCGUAUCGAUUGCUGUUAACGGUUUACGUUGGUGCAUCGUUUGCGAUUUUAUCGAAACGUAUAAAUUCGACUUAGAGUAGAGAAUUUCUAUGGAGAGUUUCGUUUUGAUGUAGCGCUCUGAGAGAAAUUCGAUUAAUCAAACUGAAAGAUUAAUUGCACAACUUCGAAGGACGGAAAUCGUCAAAUUCGUCCGAACGCGAUUCGUGGAUCUCUCUUAUGUAAUAUAAUUGCGGAGAAGUUUAAAGGAGAAUACGAGCAACGCGGACGACUCGCGCUGCUAAAGCUCGGAGCGCGCCCGUGAACGUUCGGUCUUAUAAUUAGUUAAUUAACAGAGAAGCGAAACAACAUUCCGCGUAGCGAGUUUGCGAUAAAGACAAAGCUCUUGGCCACUUAGAAAAUUAUGCAAUAAGAAGCUCUAGCGCAACUCUGGCUGCCAUCCGAAACCAGCG
Messenger RNA from Vespula pensylvanica (western yellowjacket), 5582 nucleotides. Its product is annotated as small proline-rich protein 2B-like. The transcript has 2 exons. The coding region runs from base 4763 to 5152 and encodes 129 amino acids. The record is from RefSeq and is a predicted model, not a curated record. NCBI's taxonomy places the organism in Eukaryota, Metazoa, Arthropoda, Insecta, Hymenoptera, Vespidae.